AAAAAGGGAGAUAAACAAUGAACUGUUCUCAAUGUAAUCAAGAGGUUAGAGAUAUAUGGUAUGAGAUGGAAUCAGAUAUGUAUUUUUGAUAUUCCUGUAAGAUCGACCAUCAGAAAAAAUAUCUUUUCGAUAAGUUUGUCCAUAUGAAACCUAAAACAUCCUUGUCUCAGGGAGUCGAAAUAGUAAAAGGUACUUUAAAUCUCUGAGCUGAAGCUCUUUCUAAGAAAUUUAAAGAGUCAAUACCUCCUCGCCUUCAGCAAGAAACUUCCUCUAUUGAAAUUAAAUUGGACAACUAUAAGAGGGAAUUGGGAAGAAUGAAUUCACUAUUGGAGGCUCAAGAAGUAGAUCAGGCUAACUACAACUACAUCAAAAUCUUGAAAGAUAUCUUCCAAACUGACUGCUUCUUCAACUUUUGGGUAAAUGAAAUAACUAAACUGAUUGAAUCCCAGAGAAAUGGCAAAGAUAUUCAAGAGGAUUCCUCAGAACUUUUGCCUGACCUGAGUUCAAUAAAUCCAGAAGAAGAUUCGAAAAAUUCUCUUUAUUUUUCUAAUGUGCAAUUAUAAGCCAAAAUCAAGGAAGAAAUCCCUCAGAAUCUUCUCGCCUAAUACAGCAAGAGGAAGGCAAAGUAAAUAGACGAUAUUUUGGCGAUCCUGAAGAAGAGGAGCAGACUUCAAUCAAACCCAAGCAGGGUCUGCAUGAAUACUCAAACUAUACCAAUUCCUCGUUUUUAGACAAAAAGGAAAAAUCUUCAGUCGAAAUUAACCUAUCAGAAAGCGAAGAGGAGUCAUAUUCAUUAGCAAAGAUUAAUUCCGUUCAUUCAUUUAAAAUCAUAGAGAACGAGCAGAACUGGCUAACAGAUCAUUUCAAUUCUUGUCCUGAUCUUUGAGCCAAGCUUCUUGAUGAAAAGACUUAUGAGAUUGAUUGAAGCAACCUUGAGCAGCAAGACUUGUUAGAGUUUGAUAAAAAGGAUCCAGUAUUACCAGAGCUUGCCAGAAUUUCAUUCACAAAUAUUCCUCCAUAUCUAUAUUCUUUAAAAGAACUCCUUAGAGAUCGUAUCAGAAACAAAGUCUCAACUCUCGAGUUCUCCUGGAGCAAAGAAGUUUCAGCUGAUGAAUACAUGGAGUCUAUUACUCAAGCUGUAAAGCAUGUCUCCAGGAAUAUUUUACUCACCAAUUUUAUCCUAAAGGACUUUUCACUCUUAGCAGACUUAUUUCACACACAUUUUAUAAAUCCAAUGAAAUGAAUAGAUAAUCUGAAGAAGAUCAUUUCUAACUGGAAAGCAAUUCCUGUAAAACAAAGCAUUCCAAUUGUGAUCGAGAUCUCCAAAGCAGAGAAAGGCGAAGAAGAUACAAUCGUUGCUAGCCUGGAAGAAAAGAACAUUCUGAUUUGUUGGAGAGCUAUCAAUAAUGAUAAAUCCAACAGGGCAUAAUGAGAACAAGUAAGAUGUCAUGUCAACUUUUGAUUGGCUCAUCCAUAUUUGAUAAUAUCUAAUUGCAAUCUGACUGAGG
Messenger RNA from Moneuplotes crassus, 1508 nucleotides. NCBI's taxonomy places the organism in Eukaryota, Ciliophora, Spirotrichea, Euplotida, Euplotidae. The record is from the annotation of a GenBank genome assembly.